Molecule: messenger RNA, 182 nt
Organism: Amoebophrya sp. A25
Lineage: Eukaryota; Dinophyceae; Syndiniales; Amoebophryaceae
Source: the annotation of a GenBank genome assembly
AUGUAUUGGCGUCUUUGCACCCAUGACGAAGAGGACGACUUCUAUGCAACCUUUUGGGAGAAGGAUAGUUACGCUCGCAAGCUCGAGUACGCGAACGCCUUUACGCGAGGUGCUCGGCCUCGAUGCAAGAAGAUAGAAGAAACCCAGCGGGCUGCGGAUUCUUCACGCACUUCUCAGAACGA